UAGCUUCUGUUUGAUGAAUCAGCAACCGCUUUACUUGGGGGUUUGGUAUUGUGAGGAAAAGCCACGACAGCGAUCAGCAGAAGAAAAUGAUACCUGUCAAAUUAAUACCGUGGAUUUUCCUCAUUAGCAUUGUUGCAGCUGCAGAUGAUCCUGUUGAUGAGAAAGAACCUGAAAAAUUUGCAAAAGUAAAACCUAAAGGCUUGAGUCUGAAGGAUGUUCGAUUUGUUGUCAUCAGUCAGCCAAACUCUUAUCACAAAAAGAGGUCCUUAGAAUUCAAAAAACAUUUUGAAGAUCAAAUAAUGCACCUACCUAAGGAUGAGAAACCUAAACUGUACUUCACACAUGAACAUUGGGAUCUCGUAGGAGCAUUCACAGUUCUACCUCUUCUACCAGUGUUUGCUAAAGACUUUCAAGAUUCUUCUUGGGUUUUUAUAUGUGAAGAGGAGACAAGACUGGAUCUAUCCAAACUGAUGGAAGUUCUGGUCAAACAUGAACCAAACAAGGAGUACUUUCUGGGUAAGGCUCUACGUGAUCGGGAAGCAACCAUCAUUCAUCAUUUUGCCCAUGCUAAUAACCCCCAUUCCUUUGCUUUCCCGGACUUUGGUGCUGGAAUUGCCCUGAGCAGAGCUUUGUUUAUGAGUGUUGGACAAAGAUGGCCAGAUGAUUCUGUUAGAUCAGACUUUACCAUAGAUCCCAAACAUGAGCUAGCUAUGGUGAUAAAGAAUGGAGGAAAAGGAGUGGAUCUUACAGAAGUACCAGAGUUAUGUACCUUUGACCACAAUGAGAAGUGUGCAUCCUGGUACCCUAUGAAAUUCCCAGACUGUGGUCCUGAGAUUUCUGAAGACAAUCUUGCUGUAGGAGUUAAAACCUGUGAGAAAUUUCAUGAAGAAAGAGUGUCCAUUGUGAAAGAAACAUGGGGGAAGGACACAAAGAACAUUGAGUAUUUCAGUGAGAAGGAGGACCCCUCAAUCCCCACCAUCAGCCUGGGCAUUCCUAAUACAGAGAGAGGACAUUGCGGAAAGACCAUGGCCAUGCUAAGGAGAUGGCUGAAGGAAAAGAAAUUUGAGAAAGUCUCCUGGUUCCUGAUUGCAGAUGAUGACACCAUUAUCAACUUGAAGCGGCUUCGGAAGUUGCUGGCCUGCUAUGACCCCAAAGAACCAGUUCACCUGGGUGAGGUGUAUGGUUACUCUGUGGCCAAGAAGAAUUGGGGGUACACCUACAUCACAGGUGGAGGAGGAAUGGUGUUCAGCAGAGAAGCCAUUAACCAGCUGGUGACAAAUGGGGAGGCCGACUGCCAUGCAGACGAUUCUCCGGACGACAUGACUCUGGGGAUGCGCUACAAACGACUAGACAUCAGUUUGGUUCAUAGUCCUUAUUUUCACCAGGCUCGGCCCAUGGAUUACAGUGCUGAUUUCUUAGCUGCUAGAACUCCUUUAUCAUUCCACAAACACUGGAUGUGUGACCCCAGGGCUGUGUAUGCUGACCUGAUGAAGGAGCCAGAAGACACUGACACACAGACAGACAAGGACAAUUCCUCAACAGAGAGGACCGCCGAGGAGCAUGAGGAACUAUAGGGUAUUAUAUACAGUUGAAUUAAAAUUGUACGAAGAGCAGCAGGAACUAAAGUGGUAGUUGAUUGAAUAGAAAAUGUGUGAGAAAUAUUUGGAAAAAGUGGUAGUCACUUGAAAAUGAAUGAGGAACAUCAUGAUAAAGUGGUAGAUAAUUGAAUAGAAAAUGUUUAAUCAGUGUUGCAUGAAAUUAGUUUUGUCUUGGGAAUCAAACACAAUGCACUUAAAUUGUUGCUUUCUUUUUAAUCAUGUGAAGAAAAUUUCCUAUCAUAAAAAGUGAUUUAUGUUUUUAAAAAAUUAUGAUGCUCAUGUCUCAGAAAUGAUUGACACACAGUACUCUAAAUUAUGUAUUAAUUUGUUUGUUUACACAUGUAUAUUUUUACUUUGAAAGAAUUCCAAAGACAAUCAUGUGAAAGGGUAGUUACUGAUCUUUUUAAAAAAUUUCAGAAAUAGAAAUGUGUCAUGUUAAUCGUACAGAAUCUCCGUUUUAUCUGAAUCUUCGUUUAUGAUAUUUUAUUGUUGUGUGAAUUCUUCUGUUUUGAAUAGAGAAGGAUCAUAUCUUAUUGUUAGAUUUUAAUUUUUUUUUAAGUUUUUGUUAUAUAUUUUUUGUUGCCAAAUCAAACUGCCAAAGCACAAGUCAAAUAUCAUACCCAUUCUGAUUUCCACUGAUUUUUUUUUUUUAUAUGAAUAUUCUUUGCGAGAUUUUAGUGUGAUUAUCAAUUUUCAUUGAGACAUUAUUUUGUAGUCAAUUCUACAACUUUAGUAUUUAUCAUGAAUUGUAUAAUGAUGUGAUUAUCAUGAAUUUAUAAUGAUAUACAUUUUCUGCACUAUGCAAUUUUGCCAUGAGAGCACCAUUUGUGUGGUUGGAUGUAACAUUCCACAGUAAAUGAAGCUGCGAUAUCUUAGCCCAAACCCAACUUUUAUGCAAAAAUAAAUUAAAAGAGAGAUCGUAAAAAAAAUUGGAGCCAGUGAUGUAAAAACAAAAUAUUUAUGCAUCUAUAGAAAUUCAUUUCUGGCUUAAUGUACAUCUAUAUAAUUCAAUCCAUGAAAACAUCUUUUUACAUUAAUGAAUUUAAACUAUGCAAUUUUACAUUGUGUGUAUACCGGUACCUGUAUGUACAUGCCGAGGUUGGUUUCAUUUUUGUUAUGAUGAAAAAGAAGUUAUGAUUACCUGAAUAUGUAAGUGGGUUAUAUGACAAUUGCCUUGAAAUUAUCAUCAGGUGGAGAGUGUGUUUUGAAUGUUUUGUGUUAUUAAAUUCUACAUGUACUUUUAUUAAUCAAAUGAAUCCUGUAUCUAACUGGGAAUUGUUGGGGGGGGGGGGAGGGUCUGCUGGAAAUAGUUGGCUAAAAAUUUUCAUUCAUCUUUGUUUCUUGUUCUGAUAACAGUAUUAUUAUUUCUUAUAAAUUACCGGUAAUAUCUGUAUAUACAUUCAAAUAAUCGUGUACACCAAGCAUUACAUUAUAAAUGUAUCAAAAUUUAUAUAGACUGGUACAUGCAUAUCUGUUGCUUUAAACCUUUUUUGUUUCUUGUUUAAAUACUGAUAUCAUGCAUAACCAUAUAAAAAAAAAAUUUAAAACGCUGGGCACAAAUUAAUCAAUGUACUACAUUGUAUAUAUACAUUGUACCUGUAUGUGCCUGCUCACUGUUUUCCGAAAUUCAUAUCUACAUGUAAGAGAAAGGACAAAACUGUGCUUAAUGACAUGCAAGCAAUGAUAAUCUGACUGAGUGUUUACAUUUUAACCCACUGUUUCUUUAAACAUUCAAAUGAUUCAAUUUACUGAACGUCUUUGGUCUAUGUCUGUUCACUUCACCCAUCAACACUGAAUAGUUUAGUCCCAAUAUUGUAUGGUCUGUAACUGUAACUGUCUCGAUUUUUAUACCAUUUGUUUGUAAGCAGCUGCAAACUCAAAUCCUGAUUGGUUGGAAUAGAAGUAGAAUUGAUAUAGAUGUUAAAUUAUUGGAAUAAAAACUUAUUUUCUUCUUA
This is a messenger RNA of Magallana angulata, 3553 nucleotides long. RefSeq names its product beta-1,3-glucosyltransferase-like. NCBI's taxonomy places the organism in Eukaryota, Metazoa, Mollusca, Bivalvia, Ostreida, Ostreidae. Gene Ontology annotation, cellular component: membrane. Bases 87 to 1574 code for a protein of 495 amino acids. Gene Ontology annotation, molecular function: acetylglucosaminyltransferase activity. The transcript is spliced from 14 exons. The record is from RefSeq and is a predicted model, not a curated record.